This is a messenger RNA of Penicillium waksmanii, 1581 nucleotides long. RefSeq names its product general substrate transporter. Gene Ontology annotation, biological process: transmembrane transport; carbohydrate transport. Gene Ontology annotation, molecular function: carbohydrate:proton symporter activity. Bases 1 to 1581 code for a protein of 526 amino acids. The transcript is spliced from 2 exons. Gene Ontology annotation, cellular component: membrane. The record is from RefSeq and is a predicted model, not a curated record. Lineage: Eukaryota; Fungi; Ascomycota; Eurotiomycetes; Eurotiales; Aspergillaceae.
AUGAGUGAAAAAGACGGCCAGCCGGAGAUCGCCAUGGUGGAUGAUGUGAAGGGCGAGAGCCCCGAGCAUCAGCUACUUGAGAAUGAACGUCACGUUGGCCUAUGGAAAGCAGCGAUGUCAAACAAGACCCUUCUCCUACACUGCACGGCCGCUUUCUUUGCUGGAAUGGUCUUCGGCUACGACUCCAUUGUCAACGGAGCCUCCAUUUCGAUGCCAGCGUUUCUUAUCUACUUCGGCGCCGAGGCUCAGGAUGGAUCUCGUUAUCUUCCAUCAUUGUGGACCGCGCUGUGGACCUCUAUGUCGGCUCUGCUUCAAGCCCUCGGCGGCCUCGGUAUUGGAGUGGUGUCUGAUAAAAUUGGUCGCAAAUGGUGCUGCAUUCUCGCUUGUCUCGUCUCCGUUGUCGGUGUCGGCAUGCAGUACGCAGCGGAGAGUCGCGGUCUGCUUCUGGGUGGCAAGAUGGUCAAUGGCCUUGCGAUCGGCUGUCUGACGGCUAGUUCAACAAGCUGGGCGUCGGAAAUCUCGACGGUGCGACUCCGUGGCCCCAUCCAGUCGGCCAUUGUUCUCUUUACCGUUCUUAUGCAGGCUAUCGGCCUCGCUGUUAUCCGAACAUACGCCGACGAUAUGACAGAGCACUCUUUUCGCAUGGUCUUUGUGAUUCAAUUUGUCUGGCCUGUGGCAACUGCGAUCAUCUUCUUCAUCAUGCCAGAAUCCCCCGUUUUCCUGAUUCUCCACAACAAAUUGGACCAAGCAAAGCGAACGUUGACUCGAAUUCACGGCAGUAAAGACGAUGUCGAUACCCGCCUAUCAGUUUUGCAGGCAGAAAUCGAGCGGGAACGCGAGUCGGCUGUGAGCGGAGAUGCAGGCAGUUACCUCGAGGCUUUUAGUGGUUCCAAUCGCAAACGAAGCUUGACUGUUGUCUGGUUGUUUGUGGGUGUGGGGUUAAACGGCGGUGUACUCCUCUCCCAGAACGUUUACUUUCUCAUUAUCGCUGGCCUCGAGCCUAUCCAUUCGUACGAUAUCGCGAUAGGUGGCUUUGGGCUCGCAUUCUUGGCGAUUAUUGUGUCCUGGUUCUACAUGGAAAGUUUUGGGCGACGUUCUCUGUGGUUGAUCGGCACAGUCGGCAAUAUUUUGGUUAUGGGAGCGAUUGGAGGACUUUAUUAUUCUAAGAGUGAUGGGGCAUUAUGGGCGAUCGCUAUCUUGAUGAAUGUUCUUAUUGCAUGGCAAGUGGUGACAAUGACUUCCAUCGGCUGGGUGAUCACAGCUGAGAUUUCCACCUACCGUCUCAGGGGCAAAACUCAGUCUAUUGCGGUUGUUUCAGCGGCAUUUGCCAGCUGGUUUUUCACCUUCACCGUGCCUUAUAUAUACAACACCGACUCAGGGAAUCUGGGUGCUCGCACGGGCUUCGUCUUCAUGGGCUCCUCCAUCGUUCUCCUGAUAGGCUCAUAUUUCCUUGUUCCCGAGCUGCAAGGCUUCACCAGGGAUGAGAUUGAUUUGCUCUAUGCAAAAGGAAUUCGUGUUCGAGAAUUCCACAAGUACAAAGAUGGAGGAUCUCGAGACGACCCUUCAUGUGUUUCCCCUUGA